This is a messenger RNA of Trypanosoma conorhini, 1686 nucleotides long. Its product is annotated as puromycin-sensitive aminopeptidase-like protein. NCBI's taxonomy places the organism in Eukaryota, Euglenozoa, Kinetoplastea, Trypanosomatida, Trypanosomatidae. The record is from RefSeq and is a predicted model, not a curated record. Gene Ontology annotation, biological process: proteolysis; peptide catabolic process. Gene Ontology annotation, cellular component: cytoplasm. The transcript has a single exon. Gene Ontology annotation, molecular function: metalloaminopeptidase activity; zinc ion binding; peptide binding. Bases 1 to 1686 code for a protein of 561 amino acids.
AUGGAAGAGCGGCGGCACCCGCAGCGCGACAGGCAGGCGUCCGGCGAUGGCGAGGCAUCCUUUCGACUCCCUCUGAAUUAUCUCCCUCGCCGCUACGACCUCCGUCUUGCCCCGCGCCCGGCGGCGGGCAGCUUCGUCGGCGGCGCCUCCGUGACGGUGGAGGUGGCGACGCCGCUCCCCGCCCCGACGCGGAGCCUGACGAUGCACGCCCUCGAGUUGGCCAUCGAGCCUGCGGACGUGUCGGUGAGGCCGCCGCCGCACCGCCGCGCAGAGGCGGCGGAGGAGACGCCAGAGGCAGACACGGCGCGGCUGCAGUGCGUCGCGGUCCGCAGUUCCCCCGCGGCGGAGACCAUCACGCUAGACUUUGCCGCGUGUCUGCCAAAUGUCGCGGGCGACACGUUUGUUGUGGACAUUGCGCGCUUUACGGGCCACAUCUACGACUCCGUCGCCUCCUGCGGCCUCUUUUACUCGAACAGCCACGACACGAACUUUCUCUCCACCCACCUCGAGCCGACCAACGCGCGGCUGCUCUUCCCCUGCUUUGACGAGCCCGCCUACCGCGCCGUCUUUCAGCUCACGGUGGAGUUCGACAGCCGCUACACGGUCGUCGCCGGGACGCGGGCGGUGCGGGAGGAACUCGUGGCGGUCGACGAGGACGUGUUUGGCGCGAGAUUUUGCGACCCGCCGCCCUCCCCCGCCCGCGACGCCAGCAAAAGCGCCAGCUUCACGGGCGGUGGCUACAGCGUGAGGGGCGAUAGCUUGGGCGCGGCCCCGGCGAACGCGCGCGACGGUGACGAAUUGGGCGCGACGGAACGCAUGGCUGGCAGUGGCGCCAGCGCCAGCUUGAGCACCGCGCCCCCGCUGCGGGGGGUGCGAGGCCGCGCUGCUUCCGCUGCCGCCGCUGAGGACGACGUGCCGACCGCCGCCGGCCCGCAAGAGGGACGCAGUUGCCCUCACUGGCGGCGUCGAAAUUGUGAUCCGCUGGAGGACGCCGCCAGCGACUCCCCGACCUGCUUAGUACGCCGCGUCUUCUUUGCCGACACGCCGCUGCUCUGCACCUGCGCUGUCGGCUUUAACAUCGGCAGGUUUUAUAUAAGAGAGGAGACGACUCCGGACAGGCUGCUCUGCCGCGUUAUAAUUCCUGCGGAGGUGCAGGUGAACUAUGGCUGGUACGCGCUCGACCUGCUUACCAAAGCGGUGGCCUUCUUCGACGACUACUUUGCCUUUCGUUUGCCACUGCAGAAGCUUGACCUUGUCUGCCUGCGCUGCUGCGGGUUUCUGGCGAUGGAGAACUGGGGGAUGAUUAGCAUGCACCUUGACUACAUGCUCGUGAACGAGUCCACCCCACUGGAGCGGCGACAGCGCAUUGCGCGGCUUAUUGGACACAUGGUUGCCCGCCAAUGGGUGGGUAACUCGGCGGCCAUUGCGUGGUGGAGCUCCCUCUGGAUUCGCGAGGGGGUUUGCGGCUACCUCUCGUUCACGUUCGUCGACAGCGUGUACCCAAACUGGCUCAUGUGGGAAGCCUUCCUCACGCAGGUGCUUGACGACGCGCUUGUGCUCGACUCUCAGCCGGAGAAGACCCACCCGCUGCAGUGCUGCAACGCCACCCAAGGCACAUGGAGGACUACUUCGACACCAUCAGCUUUGGCAAAGGGGCGUCGAUCAUUCGUCUGCUCUCCUUCGUGA